AUGUCCAGCCACAGCGAAUCUCAAUCUGCUGGCCGUCUCGCUGUCAGUCGCUGUCGUCACACAAUUCGCGAUCAUCACUUCUGUCCCCGCACCACUUCUCCGUUGCGCCCGUCCCUUGCGCCGUCCCUUGCGCCCGUCCCUUGCGCCCGUGCGCGCGUCCCUUGCGCGCACCACCUUGCGCCCGCCACCUUGCGCGCGAUGCCUCCAUCUCGUCGCCGCACGCGCCUCCCGUUCCCCGACCGCCACUCCGCGCUGCGCCGCUGCACUUUCGCCGCGGCCCUCUCCUUCGUAGCGCUCUCGCUCUCCGCGCUCCUGCUGCUCCACUCCCCCACGCCUCUCUUCCCCCCGCGCCUCUCCGCCUCUACUCAUUCCGACAUCCUCCACACAUCCCCACUGGCCGCGGGCAUUGCCGCACGCGGAGCGGUGAGCUGGGCGCGGCGGGCAUGGCGGGGGCAAUCGGAGGGGGAAGGCGAGGUCGCGCAGGCAUCGCAGGGAUGGCAGGCGGGCGCGCGGCGGAGGCAGCUGUGGCCGCGCGGGCGUCCGUUUCAGGGGGAAGGGGGGCGGCUGUGGCCGGGGCGGGUGUGGUUGGAUGAGGAGGGGCGGCGCAUCCAGGCGCACGGCGGGGGCGUGCUGUACGUGGCGAGCGAGCGGCGGUACUACUGGUACGGCGAGAACAAGGAGGGCGACACGUACUCGCUCAAAGGCUCGCUGGAACGGGUGGACGUGGUGGGCAUCAGCUGCUACAGCUCGUCGGACCUGCUGCACUGGCAGGCGCACGGGGUGGUGCUGGCGCCCAACACGCACGACCCCGCCAGCGACCUGCACGUGAGCCGCGUGAUGGAGCGCCCCAAGGUGCUCUUCCACGCGCCCUCGCGCCGCUACGUCUUGUGGCUGCACGUCGACGACGCCGCCUACCACCUCGCCAGCACAGGCGUCGCCGUCAGCUCCCAUCCGCACGGCCCCUUCACGUACGUGGGCAGGUUCCGGCCGAACGGGCAGGAGAGUCGGGACAUGACGGUGUUUGGGGACGAGGACGGGGUGGCGUACGUGGUGUACGCCAGUGAGAUGAACGCCGUGCUGCACAUUGCACGCCUCACCCCCGACUACCUUGACGUCGACGGUGGCUUUGUGCGGCGCUUUGUGGGGCGCUCCAGGGAGGCGCCCGCCAUCUUCAAGUAUCAACAACAUUACUUCCUGGUGACGUCAGCAUGCACAGGGUGGGACCCCAAUGAGGCUGAGGUGCAUGUGGCGUCGCACAUGAUGGGUGAGUGGCGCCUGCUGGGCGCACCAUGCUCCAACCACCACCACCAGCACCAGCACCAGCAGCAGCAGCAAAGGUGGCCGUGGCAGGGCGAGUCGGCGCCUGGUGCAUGGGCGCCCUCAUGCAGCAGCACGUUCGAGUCGCAGGGCAUGUUUGUGCUGCCGCUGCCCAACGCCCCGCCCGGCGUGUUUGUGUUUUUAGCAGACCGGUGGAACAAGCACGACCUCGCUGACUCACGCUAUGUGUGGCUGCCCCUGCACCUGCUGGGCAAUGGCAGCACACCCACAGUAUGGGGCCGGCUGAAGGAUAAGGGGAUGGCUUCUCAGCAAGUUGCAGUAAGGGGUGGUGCUGUGACCCAUGCAGUCAUUACAUGGCAUGAGAGCUGGGAACUGCCACAGUCAUGGUUGCAUGAAGCAGAGACUACUACAGGCUAA
Molecule: messenger RNA, 1695 nt
Organism: Closterium sp. Naga37s-1
Lineage: Eukaryota; Viridiplantae; Streptophyta; Zygnematophyceae; Desmidiales; Closteriaceae
Source: the annotation of a GenBank genome assembly